AUGAGAGAUCUAGUUUCAUGUUUCAGUGAAAACUCAAUAAACAUUUCAAAUCCUUCAUGUUCCAGCUACUCAAACAACACAUGCAUCACACCAAACCCUCUUUCACCUUCCAUCCAAACCUCAAUUUCUUCUAUUUACAAAUUAGUCCUCUCCACAUUGAAACAAAUCGUAAUCACUGUAACAUGGUGCAAAAACCAUUCGAACCAAGGACUCACCAUAGCCUUCAACAACGAAGAUCCAAUUCUUCCACCUUUCAGACUCAACACAAACUCACGCUUUUUCCGUAAGAAAAAAGGCAGCAAACUCCUCGAUUUCGAAGAUUCGAAGGUAACCGUCCUAUGGGAUCUUUCAACUGCAAAAUACGAAACCGGCCCGGAGCCGGUGGAAGGCUAUUACGUCGUCGUUGUAAUCGAUUCAGAAAUCGGUUUAAUUCUAGGAGAUUCAGAGACAGUUACAAAGAGAAUGAAAGAGAAUGUUUCAAUGGCGAAGAUAACGCUGUUAUCGCGGAGAGAGAAUUGUUCCGGGUGUUCUGGUAACACGAUGUAUUCGACGAAAGCUCAAUUCUGCGACGGUGGAAGUUUUCAUGAGGUGAUGAUAAAAUGCAGCACGGAGAAUGAAGGUUCGUUUAACGGUAAAUCAUCAUCGUCGUCGCCGGUGUUGAGUGUGAACAUUGAUAAGAAGAAUGUGAUUCGUGUGAAGAGGUUGCAGUGGAAUUUUAGAGGAAAUCAAACUAUUUUUGUGGAUGGAUUGUUGGUGGAUUUGCUUUGGGAUGUUCAUGAUUGGUUCUUCAAUUCAGUUUCUGGUUGUGCAGUUUUCAUGUUCAGAACAAGAAGUGGUUUGGAUAGUAGAUUGUGGUUGGAAGAGAAGAAUUCUCAGAAAGAUAAAGAUAGAAUUGAAUUCUCAUUCUUCAUCUAUGCAUGUAAGAGUUCAUAA
Messenger RNA from Lathyrus sativus (Indian pea), 933 nucleotides. The record is from the annotation of a GenBank genome assembly. Lineage: Eukaryota; Viridiplantae; Streptophyta; Magnoliopsida; Fabales; Fabaceae.